CCUGCACCACUAUCCUCUAGCCCCACUGCCCGUAUAUAGGCCUGGGUUAUAUCACCAUUGUCCGCUCUUGAGCCUGGAAGGAAAAUGAGCUGAGGGGUUUUGUUUUUUCACAAAGGAACAGGAUAUUUCAUCAUCUCUGUGUUUACGUUUUUCAGAGAAUUUCUGUGCGAGGUAACAAAUCCAUUGUCAGCUUUUUAAAUAUAUUCCUUUGGAGUAGCCACUUAACAUCCUCUGAGGCCCAGAUGGGCCAGCUUUGCUGGGACCAUGGGAAAUGUUUGGGGCUGGAAGGCGACAGAGAUUACCGCCUUGCUAGGUCUCCCGCGCACCCCGAUGACGUCACGCGGCGAGGUUCUCUGACGUCAGAGUUUCCUGCCCACCAUCUUUGUCCCUGGCAAAGUGGGUUUUGCGCAGUGGCUUAGACCUAGAAAAGAAUCGUGACGGGCAGGAAACCAUUACACCACCACCCGGGCUGUGCUCUCCGGCUGCCGCCGCCACCCCCGCCCUCGACUUCGCCUCCGCCUCCGGUGCACAUUAAAGAUCCAAAGUCAUGACUGACUCCAAGUAUUUCACAACCAAUAAAAAAGGAGAAAUAUUUGAACUAAAAGCUGAGCUCAACAAUGAAAAAAAAGAAAAGAGAAAGGAGGCUGUGAAGAAAGUGAUUGCUGCUAUGACUGUGGGGAAGGAUGUUAGUUCUCUCUUUCCAGACGUAGUGAACUGUAUGCAGACUGACAAUCUGGAACUAAAGAAGCUUGUGUAUCUCUACUUGAUGAACUAUGCCAAGAGUCAGCCAGACAUGGCCAUCAUGGCCGUGAACAGCUUUGUGAAGGACUGUGAAGAUCCUAAUCCUUUGAUUCGAGCCUUGGCAGUCAGAACCAUGGGGUGCAUCCGGGUAGACAAAAUUACAGAGUAUCUCUGUGAGCCACUCCGCAAGUGCUUGAAGGAUGAGGAUCCCUAUGUUCGGAAAACAGCAGCAGUCUGCGUGGCAAAACUCCAUGAUAUCAAUGCCCAAAUGGUGGAAGAUCAGGGAUUUCUGGAUUCUCUACGGGAUCUCAUAGCAGAUUCAAAUCCAAUGGUGGUGGCUAAUGCCGUAGCAGCAUUAUCUGAAAUCAGUGAGUCUCACCCAAACAGCAACUUACUUGAUCUGAACCCGCAGAACAUUAAUAAGCUGCUGACAGCCCUAAAUGAGUGCACUGAAUGGGGCCAGAUUUUCAUCCUGGACUGCCUGUCUAAUUACAACCCUAAAGAUGAUCGGGAGGCUCAGAGCAUAUGUGAGCGGGUAACUCCCCGGCUAUCCCAUGCCAACUCAGCAGUGGUGCUUUCAGCAGUAAAAGUCCUAAUGAAGUUUCUAGAAUUGUUACCUAAGGAUUCUGACUACUACAAUAUGCUGCUGAAGAAAUUAGCCCCUCCACUUGUCACUUUGCUGUCUGGGGAGCCAGAAGUGCAGUAUGUCGCCCUGAGGAACAUCAACUUAAUUGUCCAGAAAAGGCCUGAAAUCUUGAAGCAGGAAAUCAAAGUCUUCUUUGUGAAGUACAAUGAUCCCAUCUAUGUUAAACUAGAGAAGUUGGACAUCAUGAUUCGUUUGGCAUCUCAAGCCAACAUUGCUCAGGUUCUGGCAGAACUGAAGGAAUAUGCCACAGAGGUAGAUGUUGACUUUGUUCGAAAAGCUGUGCGGGCCAUUGGACGGUGUGCCAUCAAGGUGGAGCAAUCUGCAGAGCGCUGUGUAAGCACAUUGCUUGAUCUAAUCCAGACCAAAGUGAAUUAUGUGGUCCAAGAAGCAAUUGUUGUCAUCAGGGACAUCUUCCGCAAAUACCCCAACAAGUAUGAAAGUAUCAUUGCCACUCUAUGUGAGAACUUAGACUCGCUGGAUGAGCCAGAUGCUCGAGCAGCUAUGAUUUGGAUUGUGGGAGAAUAUGCUGAAAGAAUUGAUAAUGCAGAUGAGUUACUAGAAAGCUUCCUGGAGGGUUUUCACGAUGAAAGCACCCAGGUGCAACUCACUCUGCUUACUGCCAUAGUGAAGCUGUUUCUCAAGAAACCAUCAGAAACACAGGAGCUAGUCCAGCAGGUCUUGAGUUUGGCAACACAGGAUUCUGAUAAUCCUGACCUUCGAGACCGGGGCUAUAUUUAUUGGCGCCUUCUCUCAACUGACCCUGUCACGGCUAAAGAAGUAGUCUUGUCUGAGAAGCCACUGAUCUCUGAGGAGACGGACCUUAUUGAGCCAACUCUGCUGGAUGAGCUAAUCUGCCACAUUGGUUCUUUGGCCUCUGUGUAUCAUAAGCCUCCUAAUGCUUUUGUGGAAGGAAGUCAUGGAAUUCAUCGUAAACACUUGCCAAUUCAUCAUGGAAGCACUGAUGCAGGUGACAGCCCUGUUGGCACUACCACUGCAACGAAUCUGGAACAGCCUCAGGUUAUCCCCUCUCAAGGUGAUCUUCUAGGGGAUCUUUUAAACCUUGACCUCGGUCCCCCAGUCAAUGUGCCACAGGUGUCCUCCAUGCAGAUGGGAGCGGUGGAUCUCCUAGGAGGAGGACUAGAUAGUCUGCUUGGCAGUGACCUUGGCGGGGGCAUUGGAGGAAGUCCGGCAGUGGGACAAUCCUUCAUCCCAUCAUCGGUGCCUGCAACCUUUGCUCCUUCACCUACACCUGCUGUUGUCAGCAGUGGACUGAAUGACCUGUUUGAACUCUCCACAGGCAUAGGCAUGGCACCCGGUGGAUAUGUGGCUCCUAAGGCUGUCUGGCUACCUGCAGUAAAGGCUAAAGGCUUGGAGAUUUCAGGAACAUUUACUCACCGCCAAGGGCACAUCUAUAUGGAAAUGAACUUCACCAAUAAAGCUCUGCAGCAUAUGACAGAUUUUGCAAUCCAGUUUAACAAGAAUAGCUUUGGUGUCAUCCCCAGCACUCCUCUGGCCAUCCAUACACCACUGAUGCCAAACCAGAGCAUUGAUGUCUCCCUGCCUCUCAAUACUUUGGGCCCAGUCAUGAAGAUGGAACCUCUGAAUAACCUCCAGGUGGCUGUGAAAAACAAUAUCGAUGUCUUCUACUUCAGCUGCCUCAUCCCACUCAAUGUGCUUUUUGUAGAAGAUGGCAAAAUGGAGCGCCAGGUCUUCCUUGCAACAUGGAAGGAUAUUCCCAAUGAAAAUGAACUUCAAUUUCAGAUUAAAGAAUGUCAUUUAAAUGCUGACACUGUUUCCAGCAAGUUGCAAAACAACAAUGUUUAUACUAUUGCCAAGAGGAAUGUGGAAGGGCAGGACAUGCUGUACCAAUCCCUGAAGCUCACUAAUGGCAUUUGGAUUUUGGCUGAGCUACGUAUCCAGCCAGGAAACCCCAAUUAUACGCUGUCACUGAAGUGUAGAGCUCCUGAAGUCUCUCAGUACAUCUAUCAGGUCUACGACAGCAUUUUGAAAAACUAACAAGACUGGUCCAGUACCCUUCAAUCAUGCUGUGAUCAGUGCAAGCCAAGAACUCUUAACUGGAAGAAAUUGUAUUGCUGUGUAGAAUCUGAACCCAAACACACUGAGGCCACCCAGCAAGGUAGUAACUAGUCUAACCUGUGCUAACAUUAGGGCACAACCUGUUGGAUAGUUUUAGCUUCCUGUGAACAUUUGUAACCACUGCUUCAGUCACCUCCCACCUCUUGCCACCUGCUGCUGCUAUCUGUCCUUACUUGUGGGCUUCUCCAUGCUGUGCCAAUGGCUGGCUUUUUCUACACCCUCUUUUGAGUGUAGUUUGGUAUUUUGUAAUUGAGAGCUCAUUUCAAAAGCAGAAAAAGACAACAAAUAUUAAAGCAAGGAAAAGUGUCACUGAAACACUGCACUUUAUUGUUUUAUACUUUUGUACAUAUGAGAAACCAAGGGAGUAGUGCAACCGGUAGAAAGCAUUGAAAUGACUGUCAUUAACCACACAGUCCUGGAGGCAGAGAUGCAGUUACCUGCCCUAGCUUUUGAGGGGUUGUCUUAUCUGUGAUAGCCUUAUCCCUGGUCAUGUGGAUUUUCAGUUUGCUUUUUUUUUUUUUUUUUCCCCUCCAGAUUCCUUUUCCUUGGCCAAGCCUUCAUGUUUCCCCCUUUCCAUAUCAUAAUCUCAUUUGAUUGCUCUGCAAUUGGGAACGGUGAUCUUCUUGAAUGAUGUUUCAGGGUGCAAAAACUAUAGAGCCUGUCAGCACCAAAGCUGAGAGAAGUUACACCUUACUCCUUUCCUUUCCCCUGAACAAACCUGCUAAUCCCACUAAUUCAGGAAUUUGAGUAGAGAUGGGGAACAACAACCCAGAUGCUGUCCCCUCACCCCCUCUCCUGCAUUUCUCAGGUCCAGUUCAAAUCUAAAAUCCUACUUUUAGAGUUGAAACAGAGUAAUAACUUACCAACCCUCUUUUUCUACAAAGGAGAAAGAUAAAAGGCACAAAGGUCACUGCCAAGGCCUGUCAGCUGUGUAGUAGCAGAGCCGAGACUGAGUCUCCUAAGUCCCCGUCAGUGUGGUUUGCACCACAGGACUAUCUCUUGUCGUUUUCCCCUAAUGCCUUCUCCUGCCUUUUCUGUGCCUACUUUUUGGCUCUUCACAUAUUCCAUAUUGAUUUUGACGCCCCGUUUAUUGGCAUCAGGUGGCAGCUGAGUAUCUUUUGAAUUACUUGAAGGUAAAGCCAGAUGCCAGAAUGAAGGCGUAGCCGGUAUUUCCCAUAUGCCCCCGGAGCCCCACUUCUUGAGGCCGGCAGAAUAGGUGCAGAGAUGAAGUGAGCUUAGAGAUGUCGCAGAUGCCCUUUAUCCCUUCAGCUCUCUGAUCUGCUCUUUCUUAAUGAUGCUUAGGCUGCAGGGCAUAUUAAGAUCAUCCCAGAGGUUCAGGCAGUUCCUGUCAUCUCUGAAAAGACUGGGGGAUAUGAAAUCUUCCCCCUACCCCCCUUAACGCAUUGGAUAUGAUUUUUCAAAGGAUGCUUCAUGCCCAAAAUACCAACCUGUUUAGCAGUGUUAUACUGUUUGAUCUGCGGGCACUUGUUGCAUUGCCUGGCACCCAGUAUUCAGGGUCCUUGACUAAGACUGUUCUUCUCAGAUGCCCUGCUUAAAUCUGGGGCACUUCAGGCUCCACGGGCCUCAUGUUGGACUGAGACCUAACUCACUGGACUCAGAGGAGGAAUCGUGAAAACAAGAGCAAAACUACCCCACAUCCCUAUUUCAUGUCUGAAAUAACCCUGAUUCGUACCAGUUGCAAAGCUUGUGGGGAGUGGUCCCCCAAAGCACUUUCUUAAACGUUGAGAAUCUCCAAGAGAAGAAUAUUUGGGGAGGGAGGGAGGAAAUAUAUCCCUUGCACACCACCCCUCAAGCACAUGGCAGUAGGAAACAGCACAGGAUUGUAUGUGGGAGGUGGGUAGGUCAGUGAUGUGUGGGGUGGAAAAGCAGGUUGGUAAAGUUCCCUUCUUGGGACUCAUUCCUGGAGUCAGUGGAUACAAGUAGUGAAGAAGGUUCACACUGCAAAUAGUGUUCUCAUCUCAAAACAAACUAUCAUUCCAGAAGGAAAAGUGUGUUGGGGCAAGCAGACAACACAAUUUCCUACCAGAAUAUGUCCCUCAACCCCCAAAACAAGGCUUCUGUCAGCCUCCCCACCAGUGAUGGAUAACAGCUCCUAUUCUCAGCUGACCUGACUGAGCCAACCCCUGAACUCUGCACUCCUUGGGGAGGCCACCUCCCGUCACACCCCUGAGCAGAGUUAGGGAGGAAUUCUACUUCCCGUAAAAGGACCUCUCCUGAGGGGCAGAACCUGGUGCCUCCACCACAGCUUCCCUCUCAGCUCAUUCCAAGCUUGGCCAAAUUAGGGGAGUGGGGUGGAGGUUGCCCUGCAUCCCCCCUCCUCUGCCUGAGUGUGUCUUUGUAAUGUCAGCUGGCAUCAUACAAAGGGCAGGAGAAGCAAACACCCAGAACUCUUUUGCUGGUCAGAGGUUCCCUGAGUGUCUGUCCUCACCCAAGCCUGCUCUGUGUGUCUGUGUUGUGAAGCUUGAGACUCUGGAAAGAAAUGGGGAGGGGGGUGGGGGAAAUGUUGCCCUAAGAAUGCUUCUCAUUCCUCUGUUCUUGUUGGGUCCUGUUUUUGGGGAGGGUGGGGGUUGGGGGAAGCUUGACCUUGUGUCUUCGUCAAUAAACUCACAUUUACACAAAA
This is a messenger RNA of Macaca mulatta (Rhesus monkey), 6125 nucleotides long. It is a transcript of the gene AP2B1, whose product is annotated as adaptor related protein complex 2 subunit beta 1. Gene Ontology annotation, biological process: vesicle-mediated transport; intracellular protein transport. Gene Ontology annotation, molecular function: clathrin binding. The record is from RefSeq and is a predicted model, not a curated record. Gene Ontology annotation, cellular component: clathrin adaptor complex; membrane coat. Lineage: Eukaryota; Metazoa; Chordata; Mammalia; Primates; Cercopithecidae.